This is a messenger RNA of Mollisia scopiformis, 3016 nucleotides long. RefSeq names its product Metallo-dependent phosphatase. Bases 1 to 2652 code for a protein of 883 amino acids. The transcript has 7 exons. Gene Ontology annotation, molecular function: acid phosphatase activity; metal ion binding. Lineage: Eukaryota; Fungi; Ascomycota; Leotiomycetes; Helotiales; Mollisiaceae. The record is from RefSeq and is a predicted model, not a curated record.
AUGCGCUGCUUCAGCCGGCUGCUUAUUGCCGCAACGGCUCUUACCAGAGCUCUUGCUCAGUACAAUGAUGGCUACGAGACCGUCAACUCGCCGACCGACCCAGUGCAGAUCCGUCUGGCAUACCAAGGACCAACAGCCAUGAUGGUCUCCUGGAACACUUUUUCUCAACUCACAAACCCCACUGUCUCUUAUGGCCUUAGCCCUAACGCUCUGACUCAGACCGCCUCUUCGUCUGUAUCCGUCACAUACCCAACUUCAUUGACUUACAACAAUCACGUGAACAUCACUGGCCUGGCUCCAUUCACCACGUAUUACUACCUUCCUCAGUACAGCAAUGCCACCACCCCGUACACCUUCACCACUGCUCGUGCUGCUGGCGACCAGACUCCCUACACCGUGGGCGUCGUUGUGGAUAUGGGUACGUUUGGUGCUCUCGGAUUGAGCACUGUGGUUGGGACAGGCGCAGCAAACCCCCUAGCAGUCAAUGAGCAGACAACUAUUGCAGCCCUUACAGAAAUGAUUGAUAGUUACGAGUUCAUUGUCCAUGCUGGAGACAUCGCAUAUGCCGAUUACUGGCUCAAGGAAGAGAUCCAGAAUUACCUCCCAACCACGACCCCUGCCCAAGGUGCUGUCGUCUAUGAGAGCAUAUUGAACGCUUUCUUCGAUGAGAUGAACAUAAUUACAUCUCAAAAAGCUUAUAUGGUGAAUCCUGGAAACCAUGAAGCUAAUUGUGAUAAUGGUGGAACCACCAACAAGACGAGCGGACAAAAGUAUACGUCCUCAAUUUGCUUAGCAGGUCAGACGGACUUCACUGGCUACAUAAACAAUUGGCGUAUGCCCUCCGGACCUUCUAGUGGUGUGGGAAACUUCUGGCAUUCUUACGAUUAUGGAAUGACGCAUUUCAUUCACAUCGAUACCGAAACUGAUCUUGGAAACGGUCUCGUAGGCCCUGAUGAAGGAAGUCCCGAAUAUGGUGGGCCUUUUGGCAGUUAUACUAACCAGCAAGUCGACUGGCUAACAGCCGAUCUGGCUGCUGCUGUCAACCGCACAUUGACACCAUGGGUGGUAGUAUUUGGCCAUCGAGGCUGGUAUCUUUCUGCUUCCGGCUCUGUCUGUGCAAAUUGUCAGACCGCAUUUGAAAAUCUCUUCUACGAAUACGGAGUGGACCUGUACAUCAAUGGGCAUGCUCAUCUUUAUGAAAGAACUGCUCCAAUUUACAACGGGAUCCUUGAUCCCAAUGGCCUUACGAACAUGGGGACAAAAGUCCGUGCCGCCACACUUUACAUAACGAAUGGCGCAGCAGGACAUUAUGAUGGUCUUGAUACAUUCACAACCAUCCAGCCUUACAGUGCGUAUCAUGAGGCAUCAGACUAUGCGUGGUCAACAAUUUCCUUCGCCAACAGCACCCAUAUGACCAUUGACACACUGUGGUCCGCGAACAAUACUGUUUUUGAUUCUGCCGUCCUCUAUAAGGCACAUGCAGCUACACUGCAGACUUCUUCGACGACUACAUCGAGCAGCUCCUCUACAUCAUUCAUCUCUUCGGCGUCCUCGACAUCAAUUGGGUCUUCCGUGACAACAAACCCUACAUCGACCACAAAUACAGCCACGACAACAAGUACCGCAGUCUACCCGACUUACACCAAUUUCAAUGGGCAGGGGCAUCUGUUCGUCUGGAGCAAUGGUACACUUCAGGGAGAUAUCGGUAGCGCAGGCACUUGGUACAAUACACCAGGCCAAAAUACAGCCACUUACACUGCUGUCCCCCUGUACCCCAAUGGGACAGCAUUCACCAUCCAGCACAGCACCAAUUAUUGCACCAUUGGUAGCGACUUCUCGUUCGGAUGUGUGGCUACUUCAGCGGGUGCUGCCACUGUCUUCGGCCAAACACCAGACGGCAACCUGACUUUCCAAGGCUCAGAGGCGUUCUACGCCUCGGUUGUAGCCAAUUCCGCUACUAAACCAACUAUAUAUGCGACCCCUCUACCUGUAUCACUGAACAUUGUCUGGGGAGGCACUGCUGUAGUAGUUGCGCCUACUAGCACCUCGUCCGUCUUGAGCUCAGGCUCCAGCAGUGUCUCAUCAACAACCAGCAAACCCACGAGCAGUUCUAGUCUUCAAUCAUCUUCGAGUCUGCUGUCAAGCUCCUCCUUCAGCUCCAGCAAUUCCUUGAGCUCCUCCGUGCCGACUUCGCAGACAAGCAGCGUUCUGAGCUCAACAGGCCUGUCCAGCUCGUCAAAUUCCUCUGUUCUAUUCUCAAGCACCAGCGGAACCUCUUUAGUCGUGAGCUCUUCAUCGUCCAGUCUUGUCUCGACGAGUUCGUCUGUCACAAGUUCGAAUACCUCUUCCUCCUUGGUGCCUGGUAACACUGUCACAGUGACCAGUACUUUGGCGAUCCCAACAACUAUCUAUUCAGAUUUCACUGUGACUCAAACAUCCAUAGCCACAGAGAGCGACUUCGUCACUAUUGUCGAAACUAAUACACAGGACGAUUUCAUCACCAUUGUGCAGACUAGUACGCUUCCAGCUUCAACUGUCACCUCAGCUAUUACAGUAACGGAAACUGCCACAGCGACGGAAGACGAUUUUGUUACCAUUGUGCAAACUAGUACAGAACCCGCUUCAACUGUUGUUUCAGAAGUUACAGUGUAAGCUAGCGCCUGGCAUCUGUUCGUGCAAUUGAUUUAGCUUGCUGACCUAAAUCUCAGGACUCAAACAACCAUAGCGACAGAAGAUGACUUCAUUACCGUUGUGCAAACUAGUACAGAGCCCGCUUCUGUACAAUAUGUACCUACCACAAUCGUCUCGGUAUCCUACAGCACUCUUCCAGCUUCGGUGGUCACAUCUAUACAAUACGUGCCAACAACAAUUGUCUCUAUCAGCGACCUCCCCGCUUCCACCAUCACCUCAACUCAGCUGGUGCCUACAACAGUGACCUCAAUCAGCGAUCUGCCAGCCUCUACAGUAAUAUCAACCAAACUAGUGCCAACAACUCUCGUCUCGGUGUCCACCUCAG